This is a messenger RNA of Melampsora larici-populina 98AG31, 1287 nucleotides long. RefSeq lists its product as uncharacterized. Lineage: Eukaryota; Fungi; Basidiomycota; Pucciniomycetes; Pucciniales; Melampsoraceae. The transcript has 5 exons. Bases 1 to 1287 code for a protein of 428 amino acids. The record is from RefSeq and is a predicted model, not a curated record.
AUGUUAUGGAACUCGAUACCAUCUGCUUUCAAGACGAAGAAACGUGUUGUGGAUCCUGUUAAAGCUCGUUCGCCUACUUUAGGAUUUGAUGAAAUUUAUGUCGUACACCUUGAACGUCGUGUUGAUCGUCUCUCUCGCAUGAAAGCACUCGAAAACCUUCUUGGACUUUCAUUUACUUAUUUUCCUGCUACCAGUGCAGAUGAUCAAUUGAUUAAAAACAUUCGAUUUCAUGUACAACAAGAACGCCAACUUGAAGGUUGGCCAAUCUCUUCUACAAGUACUACAGCUACUCAACUUCCUUCGCCUUACGAACUCGGAUUCCGUAGACAUUCGAUGAUGAAGACUACCUCAAGAACAGAUCACGCUUUUUAUCUUGAUCAAUCUAGUCCAAUGACAGGAGAUCUUGAAAGUUUAGCUAGAUAUGUGAAAUGGAAACCUGAUUUAAUCUUUCUUGCUGAUGCUUAUGCACUUCAAUCUGAUCCACUUGCAAUUCCUCUCGGAAUUGUUGGAUCUGAUUUAUGGACCAUGAAUUCUUCCACACGUCAUCGAUUCGGAUUAGGACCUGAAGUCAUACCUUCUUCUGAUAAAGUUUCAGUUGCAUUACCUGUGAUCAGUAGUAGUUCAAUCUCGAGUAUUCUACAACAUAGAAGUAAUGAGGGUAUUCAACCGGAUUAUUAUAGAUUUAAUCGUCGACAACAGUUUAGGGAAGGUGGAAUGGCUGAAGAACGACUAAGACAUUGGUGGAAUGUCUUAUCUGAUGCUGCUAUUGCUUGUUGGCAUUCUCAUUUAUCUGUCAUUAGAAAAUUUGUUGAUAGUAAGCAAAGAAUGGCUUUGAUUCUUGAAGAUGAUGUGGAUUUGGAAGUUGACAUUGAAGCUCGAUUAGAGGCUACACUUAGUGAAGUACCAAGAGAUUGGGAUAUCCUUUUACUCGGUCAUUGUUGGUCUCAAGAAUCUCAAUUCCCUCCUAUAUUUCCUGGUUCGGCAUUAAGACCAGCAUUCACACCAAAAUGUAAUCAUGCCUAUGCAAUAUCAAAAAGAGGUGCAAGGAAACUGAUUCGACAUUUGAGAUCCCCUGCGUUUGCUUACUCCAGACCAUUUGAUAAAGCUAUUUUACACUUGAUUCUCACUGAACGUAUAAAAGCUUUUUCAUUUUAUCCGAGUAUAGUUGUUCAAACAAAAGAUCUUAUUUCUGAUAUCGCUGGUGGGAAUGGUAGUAGAUGGAAAGAUAGUUUAGAAAACAGUGCACUUUCUGCUGCUGGGAUUUCAUUGACAUUUCCAACUCCAUGA